Molecule: messenger RNA, 1254 nt
Organism: Ceratitis capitata (Mediterranean fruit fly)
Lineage: Eukaryota; Metazoa; Arthropoda; Insecta; Diptera; Tephritidae
Product: longitudinals lacking protein, isoforms N/O/W/X/Y
Exons: 2
Coding region: 240-1238 (332 amino acids)
Source: RefSeq, a predicted model, not a curated record
UAUUAGCAUGCGUAGUAAGCAGUUGUAAAGGGCUGUUAUGCCACUAUGACUAUACCACUUUAUGGACUUAUGUAUGUGCAUCAUACAUAUGUACAUACAUAUAUACGUAUAUAGGUACAUCUGAUGGUUAUUGGACUAUUCUGGAGACCGUACCUUAUUCACUGCAAAACACCGCCACGAAUACUGCCGGAACAAUAACUAAUGUUUCAAACUCUCAUUUGCCAGUCCACAACCAAUCGAUGCAUCAGCAAGAUGAGGCAAACUCAACCGAAGGAAAUCUGAUAACAUCCGCUACGGUGGUGGUAGAAAUUCCAUCUGAGUCAAUGGGGAGCGCUAUUAAGUACACGAUCCCAGAAUCAGAACAUCAACUCAUUCAUACAACGGAGAGUCCGCAGCGGAUGGGCGCUUCUAGCUCGAAACAAAGGAUUCACAUUGUAAAGGACAUGAGAUUGAAUCCCACUAUGACUGUUUCGCAGCAAUCAACUAUGGCGAGGUGCAAUGUCGAGCAUCCCAAUCGGCAGUCAAGCACACAACAACAUUCUCAGCAACAUUUUACACUGAAUGAUUGUCUGAGUGGUGGCGUUGUGGUACAGCAGAGUCAUACAGAAAGACAACAGUCCGCUCAGCAGCAAACUGAAUUUAUUAAAAUCGAAUCAAUCCAAGAUAAAAUGAUGCUACGUAAUGUUAUACAAUAUGAUUCCGUGGCAGUUGCUUCAUCAUCUAUGGACGUAUUGCCAUCUGAUACAUCUCAAGUUAUUGAUGCGAUGGUUGGUAACGAGAAACAACAACAUCAUCAUCUACAGAUUCAGCCUUCACAUGCGGAAGUGUUGCGCAACACACGACAAAUUGAAUUGCUCGAUAAGGCAACCAUUCAGGCAGUGAGUGGAACGGUUCUCGAUGCUUUUGAUCAACAGAUACAGGAGCGCGACGGGGACGACAAGUCGCAUAAUAGUGAUAUGGAUGAUAAACUUGUUUCGCUUAUGCGGUGCCCAACAAAGAUCGUAACGGCGACGGCAGCGGAAAGUGGCAUACAGUUGCAAUAUGUGUGCAAUUUAUGUGGCAAGUCCUAUAAAAUCAAGGGGUCUUUAAAGCGACACAAACGCUAUGAAUGCGGAGUGGCACCAACGGUGGCUUGCAACUUUUGCCCACACAAAUGCAAGUACAAGUCAGAUCUGCGCAAACAUGUCACCCAAAAGCAUUCGGGUCAAAAUAGCGAAGAGCAUUUAAUGGAUCACUGAUUGACAAAUCAAUAAG